Molecule: messenger RNA, 531 nt
Organism: Cylicostephanus goldi
Lineage: Eukaryota; Metazoa; Nematoda; Chromadorea; Rhabditida; Strongylidae
Source: the annotation of a GenBank genome assembly
AUGGCAUCACUUCCUGGGCCGUCCACAGUGCCCUCCUUUAAUCAAAAUCUCAAAGCAAAUGGUUUUGCAACCGGAAUGAACAAGAUAUUACCGGUAUUACCGGUCUUACCGGUCUUACCACAGAGGAAGUUUGAGUUCAAAAUGGGGACGAGCUCCGACAGUCGCGGAAGUGCCAGUCAAAUCAACUUUUCUUUCAAGGGAGGAGGGAAUGUUGCUAGUGGCAGUCAUCAGAAUGGGAUUGAUCGAGAGAUUAGUAAAGAAAACGGAUUUGGUCCUCCCACCCAGAUCCAGUCAAGGAGCGUGUUACCGGCUAAGUCGCUUUUUUCGCAGAAUGGAAACACUGCUCAAAGCAACCGUUUUUCUUUCAAACUCAAUCCACCAGGAAAUCUUCCAAGAGUCAACUUUGGAUUUCCUUCGAGUUCCAGCCAUCAAAGCAGUAAUCAAAUCAAGGCAAGAGAACAUCCCAAGUCAAAUGGAUACUUCUCGGUCUCUUAUGAUGAUCCUGCCAUGAAGAAGCCUAGGUUGCAGUAG